This is a messenger RNA of Cucurbita moschata (crookneck pumpkin), 2087 nucleotides long. RefSeq names its product putative pentatricopeptide repeat-containing protein At1g26500. The coding region runs from base 130 to 1677 and encodes 515 amino acids. Lineage: Eukaryota; Viridiplantae; Streptophyta; Magnoliopsida; Cucurbitales; Cucurbitaceae. The record is from RefSeq and is a predicted model, not a curated record. The transcript is spliced from 2 exons. Gene Ontology annotation, molecular function: protein binding.
AGGGUUCGAUACCCUGCAUCUCCAUUCUUAUUUUGUAUUUUUUCCUUCCCUCGAAAUCUGGUUUGUUCAUCUAGUUUAAAUUGGAGCUGCCAAAAACUCAUCUCCAUUUUGUUCUUCCAUGCCCAAAAAAUGGCAGUCGUCAGAUAUCGACAUAUUAUCAUCACUAAGUUCCCAUUUAGCUUCGUCUUUCACCAACGUUUUAGUUCCUUGACUUCCGAUUCCAUCAACCCCACGGCGGCGCCACCUACGGCCGCCCCCCACAACGACAUUCGACUGGCAAUUGACCCGACACACCUCCGCCGCGUCUGUACCGUUCUAUAUCAGCAGCAGAACUCCUCCGAUCUCAGGCUUCACUCCAAACUUCGCGCCUGUAGUUUCAACCUCUCGCACGAAUUCUUCCUCCAGGUCUGCAACACCUUCCCUUUCUCAUGGCGACCCGUUUAUCGCUUCUUCCAAUUCACCGAAACCGACCCGAAUUUCACUCACACGGCGGUCUCUUUCAACAAGAUGAUUGAUAUUGUUGGAAAAUCUCGAAAUAUCGAUCUCUUGUGGGAUUUGAUUCAGGAAAUGGGACGGCGGCGUUUGGUGACGGAUAAGACCUUCGUUGUUGCUCUGAGAACGCUGGCGGCGGCAAGGGAAUUGAAGAAAUGUGUGGAGCUUUUCCAUUUGAUGAAUGGAUAUGGAUUUGGUUAUAGCUUAGUGACUUUGAACAAAGUAGUUGAGAAAUUGUGUGGCUGUAAACUUGUGGAUGAGGCCAAGUUUCUGGUUUUGAAAUUGAAGGAAUGGAUCAAGGCUGAUGGGGUUACUUACAAGUUGUUGAUCAAGGGAUUUUGCGAUGUGGGAGAUGUGAUUGAAGCUUCAAAGAUUUGGAACUUAAUGGUGGAAGAUGGGUUCGAGGCUGAAAUGGAAGCUGUGGAGGAGAUGAUGAAUGUUCUUUUCAAGGCCAACAAAUUCGGUGAAGCUUUGAAGCUUUUUCAGGCAAUGAGGUCAAACAGGAUGAAUGAUUUGAUCCCUUCAACUUAUAGUCUUGUGAUUAAAUGGUUAUGCAACAAAGGCAAGAUGAGGCAGGCCUACAAUGUGUUCGACGAAAUGCUUAAGAGAGGGUUUGAAGCUGAUAAUUCAGCACAUUCUUCACUAAUCUAUGGGGUUUUAGCUAGAGGGAGGAGGAGGGAAGCUUAUAACAUAAUGGGAAGAAUUGAGAAUCCUGAUUUGAGUGUUUAUCAUGCUAUGAUUAAGGGGCUUUUGAGGCUGCGAAGGGCAAGUGAAGCGACACAAGUUUUUCGGGUAAUGAUUGAAAGAGGGUGUGAGCCUAUAAUGCAUACAUAUGUAAUGUUGUUGCAAGGACAUCUAGGGAGAAGGGGGAGGAAGGGAAUGGAUCCAUUGGUGAAUUUUGAUACCAUUUUUGUUGGAGGUUUGGUGAAGUUUGGGAAGUCAUUGGAGGCCACAAAGUAUGUGGAGAGAGUGAUGAAAAGAGGGCUUGAAGUGCCAAGGUUUGAUUACAACAAGUUUUUGCAUUACUAUUCGAAUGAGGAGGGAGUGGUGAUGUUUAGAGAGGUGGGGAAUAGGUUGAGAGAAGUUGGGUUGGUUGAUUUGGCUGAUAUAUUUCAGAGGUAUGGGGAGAAAAUGACCACUAGAGAUAGGAGGAGAGAUCGAGCAACUGUGUCGUCUCAGAUUUGAAAUGCUCUAUUGGAUAACAAAUCGCUAUGAUGUCCAGCAAGACAUCGGCUGUGUCGAGUUGAAAGGAUCAGGUGUUUGAGGUGAGAUAGGAGGAGAGAUCGAGCAACGGUGUCGUCUCAGAUUUGGAAACGCUUAGCACGACAAACUGGCAAUCCAUUCAAGGCAAGGAUGGUUUUGGUUCUCAUGCUUGGCUUAAUCGAAGAAAUUGAAAGUUUACUCUUCACAGCUAUGUCACCUUGAACCUGAAAUCAAACUGAUUCAUGCCCCCUGCAAAUAGUAACAUGCUAGUAAAUAUAAAUGCCAUUUGUGCCAUUUGUACCAUUUGUACCAGAAUCAGAGGAUUCUUCAUGGAUUUUGAAUUUAGGCUAAACUGAUUUUCACUCUAUAAGAAGUUGGGGUGGUUGGCAUAA